Lactuca saligna is the source of this 636-nucleotide messenger RNA. The record is from the annotation of a GenBank genome assembly. Lineage: Eukaryota; Viridiplantae; Streptophyta; Magnoliopsida; Asterales; Asteraceae.
AUGAAAGAAUUGUCUAAGAAGUCUACUAGUGUUGGUUCUGAGCAGCCAUUAGAGUUGAUAAGCAAAUUGAGAAGAAUGAUAUGGUGGAUUUUACUUCAGAGAACCAAAGGUCACAUUCAUGAUGAUGAAGAUAAAGAUGAUUUCAAGAAGAUAAAGGAGUUCAGUGAAUUAUUUCCCAAAGAGGUUCAGAGACUUGAUAGGUUUAGUGAUGUUGUUACUCAGAAGAUUAAAGCAGUUGGGAAGGUGUUCGAUAGAAUUGAGAAGUCUCUCAUUGAAUUUCAAGAGGCGUUAUCAAAGUUUGAUCUUACUUCACAAUAUUCGCUUUCCCAAGAAUCUCUUUAUGCAAUGGAGACAAAAGGGGUUAGUUCAUCGAAGGCGAGUAAUGAAGAUAAAGGAAAAUUUGUAGGGAAAGUAAUGUCUACACAAAAUCCAACUUCAAUACCGAUGAAACCAGUGGUGACAACAUCGACAACAACAACGACUACCCCAAAUGUCAAUUUCGACUUAUCCAAGUUGAAAAAGAAAGGUAUAAGUAUUGGAGAAGGCAGUUCAAGUUAUGUUGUGGUUAAGAAUACUUCAAAUGUUGAUCCCAAAGAUAAAGGGAAGGGUUUUCAAUUUGAGCCUUCAGCUGAAUAA